Molecule: messenger RNA, 654 nt
Organism: Metarhizium brunneum ARSEF 3297
Lineage: Eukaryota; Fungi; Ascomycota; Sordariomycetes; Hypocreales; Clavicipitaceae
Molecular function (GO): acetyltransferase activity
Source: RefSeq, a predicted model, not a curated record
AUGGCCAGCACCGAAAAAGACGCCGAAACCAUCGCGUUUGCGCGAACGCUCUCCAACACCCCCUGGUGCGAAGACUACGAAAAAAUGAUAUCAGGAGUCCUGUACGAUGCCCAGGCAAAAGAACUUGUAGACGGCCGCUUCCGCGCAAGACGCCUCAUGCACAAGUACAACAACCACUUCCCCGACGACGCCACCCCAGACUCCCUCCUUGCAGACCGCGAGGCCAUGCUGCAGUCAACCUUUGGGAAAGUCGGCAAGGGGGCUUUUAUCGAGCCACCCAUCAACAUCGACUACGGCUGCAACAUUACCAUUGGAGAGAACUUUUACUCCAACUUCAAUCUUGUCAUUUUGGAUUGUGGCAUCGUCAAGAUUGGCAACAGGGUGCAGUUUGGUCCCUUUGUAUCUAUUUUCGCUGCCACUCAUGAGACGGGCGUGCAAUCGCGCCGCGACGGCGUCGAGUAUGCCAAGAGCGUCAGCAUUGGCGAUGACUGCUGGAUCGGCGGGAACACAACCAUCAUGCCGGGCGUGACUAUCGGCAAGGGCUGUACGAUUGGCGCCGGGAGCGUCGUGACAAAGUCGAUUCCAGAUUUUUCGGUGGCAAUCGGCACGCCGGCCCGGGUUGUGAAGACGGUUGACCCCGUGCCGGACUUGUGA